ACAAAACUUAAACCCUGGACAUCCAUCUUUGGACAUCUAUCGAGAGGCCAACACUUGGCUUCUUACACCUGUGAUUCGCACCUGUACAAUACUCUAUAUAUGUACAUAUAGUAAUCUGUUACCUGUUCUUAACAACGCUACCGACUAUUUAACCACGUGGCGGUGAAUUGUGUGUGACGUAACAAAGGUUUAUAUUUAUGGAAUAAUGAAGAUCGCCACGGCAGUAACUUUGGUCCUUGGAGCAUUGCUCCUAGUGACUGGAAGUCAGGGGUCUGGACUUGAUGGGAUUUCAGUUGACUUUAUUAAGAACAUGACUGAUAAGCAGGUCGUUGCUCUUCUGGGUGACAUACUUUUGCAAAAUCCGACCAUGCUUCACAAACUUGAGCCGAUUCCAUUUGCUAUUGGCCCAGUGAUGGACGAGAUCUCAAAGUUAAGAGUAGAGAUAUCCAGUUCGGUGUUACCAUGGUUACUUGAUGGUUUGCCUGCUUGGCUGAACAAUCCAGAUUUCUUAACAGGCGUAAAAGCCCUUGUGAAGAAUGUAAAGAAUGUAAACAUUACGGAUUUGGUAGCCACACAGAACUACACGAUAUUGAUGUAUGGCGUGGUAGCUCGAACAGAUUAUAUCAGUGUCAUUGAGGAUUUCCUGAUGGCAGAAGGGGCUAACAUCACAAGAGCUAUUGGCCUCGAACCUCACAUAGCUGCAAAGGUUUUACCAUGGAUCGUCCAAAACGCUGGUAUGUUUCUAAGACAUGACGGUCCUGCCAUAGUGAACAUUCUCGUCCAGGAACUAAAUAUGAUGAAUUUGACAGGACUGGAAAAAGUCAAUGGAUCCAGAGCAAUAUUAGCCAUGUUACAAAGGAUCAACUACAUUGAUUUGUUGGGUAAACUCUACCAACUACCGUCAGUGAAAGGACUCGUUCAUACUGGUUUCCAGCUUAUAGGUCUUGAUCCAACUCUUGGUGAUCAGUUGAUACCUGAACUGUACCAUGGGUUUGAAGAAAUAGUUAAGUUAACACUUCAACAAAUAAACCAGCUCAACUUUACAGCUCUUGCCGGGUUGUACCAAGUGAACAUCACAGAUGUAGAUUUACUGGAGAGAAUUAACUAUCUCGACAUUCUAAAAUCGACAUUCCUUUCCAAAAUUGGACCCGUUGUGCUAACAUAUGUUCGAGAAAACUCAGUAGGCGUAAUGAAACUGUUUAUUGAAGAACUGAACCUCGUAUCCAAGAAAAAUGUAUUGUUCUUCAUAUUCAACAAGCCAACUUUAGCUAAUCUAUUGCAAAAAUUCGAUUGGGGAGAAUUUUUGACAAAGUUUUUAGAAAGGUUCGGGAAACCCGUGUUCGACCUCGUAGGUUUAAAUCCUGUGAUUGGGAAGGUUCUGGCACCAGUCAUUGCGAAGGAUGUUCCGAAUCUCCUAAAAUUUACCAUACAGGACCUGAACAAGAUUAACGUAAGUCUGGUUGAGAAUCCGCCGAACGGGACAAGCCCGCUAGUUGUCAUCGUGAAGGAGCUCGACAUAGCUAAUAUUCUACACGAGUUUGUAAAACUUAAAGGUCUGCAAUGGGAUGAUAUAAUGGGAUUAAAUACCGCAACAGCUCUUAUGCUGUUAGACUGGACCUCGCAGAGGGUUAUUAACUUUCUUAAGAACGAGACUUAUGGAUUGCUUAGCAGAUUUGUGGAGGAAGUCAAGCUAGUAAACACUUCUGGACUUGAUCCAUCAAACGCUGAUGAAUAUGCUGGUGGAAUCAUGAGCCGGCUUGCGUGGAGUAAUCUUCUUUCUGGCAUAAUUGUAGACCAGAAAGAUUUGGUGUUCUCACUACUUAAUCUUCAGUCUUUACAAAAUAUGGACACUGAGCUCGUUACCCGUAUAAUGCAACCUGUUCUUGGAGUUCUCCCUAAUGUCCUCAACGUGGUUUCCGACUCCUUAGCUGAUGCUAAUUUCACCAGUAUACCAGCCAACGCAAGUCUUAUGGACAUCAUUCGCCAGGUCAACGUUCAAACGUUAUGGCAGGACGUCAUCAAAAUGAUUCUUCCUCCAGCAGGCGCGUCAAGCCCAAAUCCAAAGUAUAAUCUGCGGAGUGCCGCCUUGAAGAACAAACAAGUGAAAGAAAUUCCAUCUAUGUGUGGCCCUGACUCUCGCGACUUUCUGAUGAAGGCAAUCAGCGAAUCUUGGGCCAUGCAAAUGCUUGAUGCCGCGGGUAAACCAACCGCAGGGCUUUUGAAGGGAAGUCUACACAUGAUGGGAAAUUAUGACGAAUGCCUGGCCAUAAAAGCAGACUUUCCUACAGAGACAAAUACGACCAGGUCAUUUGGAGGUCGUUACUGUCGAGUAGCUUUUGAUCUGCCGAAGUCUCUCCUUAUAUCACUGGUACCAAGUCUGGCUACACAGAAACUGUAUGGUAUGAAAACUACACUAAGCCUUGGUGUUUGCCUCCCAGACAGUUGUAUGUCACAAGAUGUGAUAUAUUUCUUCGAAAGUGGUCCAGCAGCAGGAUUCGACUUAUCUCCCUUGAGUGUAACGUGUGACGAAUCCCUGGAUCUGGCCAGUGACCAAGACGCUAUCUUAGUUCUGGCUGUCGCUGGGGCCAUUAUAUUACUGGUUGUCUUAGCAACAAUUACCCACAUGUGCAAAUGGGGUCGACCAGGGUCACGUGACCAGAUGAACGGGAUGCACAUUUACGAGGAAUACCUUAACCAAGGGUAUGACGCUUAUGAUUCACCAGAUCCGAUUGGCUCAGAAACAGACUCAAAGGCAACAACCACAACAACGACAACCACCACCUCCUUCAGCAAUGGAUCCACGAAAGGGGACGUGGUGUCUGAGUCAACGAAUCUUAAAGCGAGACAAGGAUCCUUAAAAACCACAGAUCUUAAAGAUAACAGAUUUGACGAUAUCAGCGGUCUUAAAUUUGAGAAGAAACCAGAACUUGGCAAACGUAUUGUUUUGAGCUUCUCAGCCGUCCAAAGUAUUAGCCAACUAAUGUCGCACAGACGGGUAGACAACGCCAUUGACUGUAUACACGGGAUUCGUACCAUCAGCAUUCUGUGGAUCAUGCUGGGAAAUACAUACAUCUACAAUAUUCUGCCCAUCACAGACAGUCCUUUGGCUGUGGACAUGCUUGACACUUUGGAUAUCAUGAAAAGGUUUACCUUCCAAGCAGUAAUGGGCGCCCAUUACGGAAUUGAUACUUUCCUCAUGAUAAGUGGUUGCCUCAUCACCUACAGCGUUUUGUCAAGGUUUGCGAAAUUCGGAAAGUUCAAGUGGAAAACUCUUCUUGGUAUUGUGUUUCAACGAUACAUCAGACUCACGCCAGCAUACAUCAUGGUUUUAGCGAUAUUUGUAUACUGGUAUCGCUAUCUGGGUACUGGACCUAGCUGGCCUGAUCAUAUAAUGGUCGCCGAGAAGUGCCGAACGGACUGGUGGCACCAUUUGCUGUAUAUCAACAACAUCGUGGGUGUCCAAGGCAACGACGCCUUCCACCAGUGCAUGACAUGGUCGUUUUUCCUCGCUCUUUUAAUGCAGUUUUACUUAAUAACACCUAUACUGUUACUCAUGGCAACGUUUUCGUAUCGCCUAGCUGGAACGGUAUUGUUCCUUUUAAUGGCAGCAGGCAUUACCUCGGCAGGUGUUAAGGAACAUGAGUAUGGAGGAGAUCUUUUAUCAAUGAUAGACGACAAUGGGGAUUACUGGAACAAUGUAUUUAUCGCCCCCUGGUGUCGAGUUUCCUCUUACUGUAUCGGGAUGAUGCUCGGUCUAGCCCUCUUGAAGUUCAAGGAAAAGAAAUUCAAGAAGUUACCGUUGUGGAGCGCUAUUAUUGGCUGGAUGAGCGCCAUUGUGGUAGGCGUCUUCGUUGUAUACAUAAGCUACACCAAGUACCAACCAGAGCUGGAGGAAUGGAAUAGGAACAUGGAGGCGGCUUAUGAGGCUCUCGGACGACCGCUGUGGUGUCUUUGUGUCGCAUGGGUCAUAUAUGCCUGCUUCACUGGACGAGGUGGCCUCAUCAAUGUUUUCCUGUCCUGGCGAGGGUUCCUUCCAUUGUCCCGUCUUACGUUCGCCGUCUACCUUGUACAUCCAAUCUGGAUGGUUUUCUACAUGUAUACUGACCGAUCUCUCAUCUAUAUCCUUCGCGAUUACAGCAUGACUUACCUUUUCCUCGGACACACUGUAAUGUCAUUUGGUGUUGCCUUCGUUGUCGCCGUUGUCUUCGAGAAGCCAUUUUGUAAUCUUGCGAGAGCAAUUCUGAAGAAGAAGUAAACCUGUAGACAAAGAAUCAAACAUUUGUAUGAGCAAACGUCGACCUUUUAUAGCGUGUGCUUGAGAUGAAUUGUAGACAAUUUAGACAAAGUGCUUAUCCAUAAAAAGACAUUAAUUGUAUUUUUUUCAACUUACAUCAUAUCAAUAAAGUAUUCAUAUAUAUUGCAUGUUAUGUUAAACAAUCCCAAAUGCGUUACGGUACAGAACAUAUAAUUAUCUUAAUAUUGGCAUAAUAGACUGUGAAUAUAUUCUCAAGGUGUCACAAAACAAAUAUUUUUUGUGUAUGAUUUUCGUAUUCAUUUUGUUUCAAGAUUUUGAGGGGAAAAACAACACAACAAAAAUAAAAACGCACUUCGAAAUUCAUUUUCAUCUUCGUCAUAACUUCGUUAAUUGUAAAUAUUACGCUUCUCAUUAAUGUAUUUAUGACACACAUAUCAGUAUUAGAUUCUGUACAAAUAUCUAGUGGCGUAAUGAACGUUAUCUAAUAAAAAUCAUUUUGUCAUUUCAAUUCCGUAAAAAAAAGUAAUAAUUUAUUUCACUAGCGUAUUGUAUCAUUUUAAAUUGAUAGUAUAUCUUAUAUUUAUAUAUUUCAAACCUGAUAUAUAACGCUAACAGGUUUAUUGUUUCCAUAUACAAUUUGUCAGUUUAGAUGGAGAUGAGGUCAAGACCACAGCAACAACUCCUUGUAGAAUAUAUAUAUUUUUUGAAUAGUAGAAAGUGUUGUACAUGUACAGCCAGGCCGUAUAUCUACUUAUCUGUCAUUGUUAAGUGCCAUCAUUCAGCAGUUAAUGUCCCGAUAUGGCUAUAAAUAUAGCCAGGUUGCAGUGGCAUUUACAGGCUGACCAGUGCCAUUUCUGUCCAGAAGGCGAGUCACCCUGUAAAUAUUUUAUGUGUUCUGUGUGUCUAUCGCUAAAUUCCUUGUGAAAAGGAAGUAGGCCUGUGUAUUGAAAUGUUCUUAAUCAUGUAAUCAGUUAAGAUUGAGAGAAUUGAUAUUUUUAUAUAAUAUUUAUAUGUAUAAUGAAAUUUAUGUUUCUAUAAUUGAAAUAUAUCAAUAAUAGGAUGUGUGAAAGUGAAAAAAACAGAUUUUUAUUCAGUGAGGCUAUAUUCAGAUUCGUUAUUAGUUUAUGUCACAGCCUGUUGCCUAAUUUUGAUGUCUGCUUUGUGAACGAAUGAAAUAAACAAAAACCAACACUUUGCAGGAAAUGCAUUGAUAGACUGUAAAA
This is a messenger RNA of Pecten maximus, 5478 nucleotides long. RefSeq lists its product as uncharacterized. The coding region runs from base 206 to 4255 and encodes 1349 amino acids. The transcript has 17 exons. The record is from RefSeq and is a predicted model, not a curated record. Gene Ontology annotation, molecular function: acyltransferase activity, transferring groups other than amino-acyl groups. Lineage: Eukaryota; Metazoa; Mollusca; Bivalvia; Pectinida; Pectinidae.